Molecule: messenger RNA, 1656 nt
Organism: Porites lobata
Lineage: Eukaryota; Metazoa; Cnidaria; Anthozoa; Scleractinia; Poritidae
Source: the annotation of a GenBank genome assembly
AUGGCAGUACAUGGUAAUACAUGGCGAUACAUGGAAAUACAUGGAUAUAUAUGGCAAUACAUGGUAAUACAUGGCAAUACAUGGUAAUGCAUGGCAUUACAUGUCUGUACAUGGGUAUACAUGGUAAUACAACAACAACAAUAAUCAAGCUCUGGAACAACCUACCUAGCGAAAUAUCCAGCCUUGAUUCUCUGUCAAAUUUUAAAUCCCACGUGAAAACAUAUCUUUUUAAACACGCAUUUAAUUUGUAGUAGUGUAUUUGUUUCGUUUAUUUUAUUAUUUAUCACUUAUUGUUAUUUUAUUUAAUUUUUAAAUCUUUCUGCCUGCUUUUAAAAUUUAUUCAUUUUUAGUCUUCUUUUUAACUUAUUGAAUGGAAAGUUGCGUUAAAUAAUUUUAAAUCAUUAUCAUUACUUUAUUAACGUGACUAACACUAUGUGCUAACCAUGUAUUGUCAUAUACUACCAUGUACUGCCAUGUGAAGGCAUGUACAACCAUGUACGGCAAAGUAUUACCAUGUAUUACUAUGUAAUACCAUGUAUUGAACUACAUGGCUAUACAUGGCACUACAUGGCUAUACAUGGUAAUACAUAGUAAUACAUGGCAACACAUGGCAUUACAUGGCUAUAAAUGGCAAUACAUGGUAAAACAUGGUAAUUCAUUGCGAUAAAUGGCAGUACAUGGCUAUAUAUGGCAUUACGUUGCAAUAUAUGGUAAUAAAUGGCAAUAAAUGGUAAUACAUGGCUAUACAUGGCCGUACAUGGUAAUACAUGGCUAUACAUGGCAAAACAUGAGAGUACAUAAACUACAUGGCAGUACAUGAAAAUACAUGCCUAUACAACAUGGCAUUACAUGGCUAUACAUGGGUAUACAUGGGAAUACAUAGUGAUAUAUGGCAGUACAUGGCUAUACAUGGCAUUACAUGGCUAUGCAUGGCUAUACAUGGCAAUUCACGGCAAUAUAUUGCGAUACAUAGCAGUACAUCGCUAUAGAUGACAUCACAUAGCUACACAUGGCUAUACAUGGUAAUACAUAGUGCUACAUGGCAAUACAUGGCUAUACAUGGCAUUACGUGGCUAUAAAUAGCAAUACAUGGCUAAACAUGGCUAUACAUGGCAGUAUCUGGUAAUAAAUGGCAAUAAAUGGUAAUACAUGGCUAUACAUGGCCGUACAUGGUAAUACAUGGCUAUACAUGGCAAUACAUGACAGUACAUGGUAGUACAUGGCAAUACAUGGCAUUACCUGGCUAUACGUGGGUAUACAUGGCAGUACAUGGCUAUACAUGGCUAUACAUGGCAUUACAUGGCUAUACAUGGCGAUACAUAGCAGUACAUGGCUGUACAUGGCGUCACAUGGCUACACAUGGCUAUACGUGGUAAUACAUAGUGAUACAUGGCAAUACAUGACUAUACAUGGGUAUACAUGGCAUUACGUGGCUAUACAUGGCAAUGCAUGGUAAUACAUUUCAAUACAUGGUAAUACCGUAGUGCUACAUGGCAAUAUAUGGCUAUAGAUGCUAUACAUCGCAUUACAUAGCUACCCAUGGCAAUAAAUGGUAAUACAUCGCAAUGCAUGGCUAUACAUAGUAAUACAUGGCUAUACAUGGCAGUACAUAGUAAUACAUGGCUAUACAUGGCAAUACACGGCAGUACAUGGUAA